AUCGAACGCCGCACUGGUUUUCUUGUGCUGGUCACGUCUGUCGGAGCUCAUCAAUGCAGUACAGACGACAAAGUGGAGGAAGGUGUAGGGAACGGUGAUUGUACCGUUUGCACUGUAGUGUGGCAUCGUAGACGUGAAGCGGACUCGCCGUCCAGGCUUCCAGAGGCGCUGACUAACACUCUCAACUCAGUAUGCACAGCCGACGGGGGAACGACUGCUGCCGCUUGGAGCCGGAGUCGAAGCCGUACCCUAAAGCUGUCUUCUUCAUCAUCGGCAAUGAGUUCUGUGAACGUUUCUCCUACUAUGGCAUGCGAACCAUACUUACUCUAUUCUUGAUAAACGUCUUGAUGUUCGAAGAGCACACGGCCAAGUCUGUGUACCAUGGCUUUGUCAUGGCCUGCUAUUUUUCUCCGGUGCUCGGGGCGAUGAUUGCUGACUCUUAUCUCGGAAAGUUCAGAACAAUAUUCUACAUAUCCAUCGUGUAUGCCAUCGGGAACAUCACUCUUGCCGUGUCUGCAGUGCCUGCUCUUGUGGACCACACCUGGAUUCCAAUGAUUGGCCUAGCAGUCAUCGCUUUUGGAACAGGUGGAAUCAAGCCAUGUGUGUCUGCCUUUGGAGGCGACCAGUUUCUGCCAGGGCAGGAGAGACAGUUGGAGCAGUUCUUCUCGCUUUUCUACCUCUCCAUCAACGCUGGAAGCUUGCUGUCGACAUUCAUAACACCGAUUCUGCGAGUGCAACGAUGUUUGGGACAGAUGUUUUGCUUCCCGCUGGCCUUCGGGGUUCCGGCGGCUCUGAUGGUGCUGGCACUGGUCCUUUUCAUGGUCGGAAAGCCUCUGUAUCGCAUUGUGCCCCCUGCUGGAAACGUCGUCGUGCGCGUACUACAAUGCAUAUGGCACGCGCUCUCGCGGAAGAUGCGCGCCAAGGAAUCCAGGGAGCAUUGGCUCGACCAUGCGGAUGACGUUUUUGAGAGAUCGCUUAUUGCCGACAUCAAGGACGUCCUGCACGUGCUUGUUCUCUACGUGCCGUUGCCUGUCUUCUGGGCUCUCUUCGACCAACAGGGAUCGCAAUGGACUCUGCAAGCAAACAAGAUGGAUGGCGAAAUUCUCGGCUACCAAGUCCUGCCGGACCAAAUGCAGCUGGUGAACCCACUGCUCAUACUGGUGCUAGUUCCUGUUUUCAGCUACGGCGUAUAUCCCAUGUUCAACCGGUGCAACCUACUUAACAGACCCCUGCAAAAGAUCACCGUCGGGGGUCUCGCUGCCGCUGCUGCGUUCGCUGUCGCCGGCUGCCUUGACCUGGCGCUUGAGAGUGGUGCCGAAGCCUCGCCACCAGCUGGAUUCGAAAAGCUCAUGUUUGUCAACACCCUGCCCUGUCCGGUUCAAGUGAGCGGCUCCGAGCUGGAACUACGGCUUCCACCUGGAAUGGCGCUGAACGAGCCUCAGGUGCAGGCGCGAGACACACUCAACGUGUUAGCGGCGCCGCCGUGCAACCUCACGGCAGCGCAACUCCAGGCGACCACCUCCGCGCAGGUCAUCCUGCUGGAGAGCAGCGAGCAAGCGGUGCUGCCCGUCCUGGUGCCCAGCGGCAAAUCGCCCAACAGCCACAACAGCCAACUGCUGGUCGCGUACACGCUCCAGGAGCCUGUCGCGGCCGUCGUGUUUGUGGGGGACUCGCCGGGGAAGGUGUACUCAGUGGCGCCUGUGCACCCCAACGCGGCAUCGUCGUUCACCAACGCUACUGGCCUGCCACCGGGGAGGUACACAACCCGGUUAUUGGGUUCCGGCAACAAGGAGGUGGCUGUGUGCGAUGUGGUCCUCAAGAAUGGCGGACACUACAGCCUGGCUGUCACGCAGCAGGGGGCCUCCUCUACGGAGACCAACUGCACUCUGCACGAGACUGUGCGUCCCAACAGUGUUUCCAUGUUCUACCAGAUUCCACAGUACGUGCUCAUCACGGCGGGUGAAGUCAUGUUCUCUGUGACGGGGCUCGAGUUUUCCUACUCGCAGGCACCCAGCUCUAUGAAGUCGGUCCUCCAAGCUGCUUGGCUGCUCACUGUGGCCGUGGGUAAUCUCAUUGUGGUCAUCAUUGCGGAGGCGAGAUUCUUCUCGGUGGCGUCAUCCGAAUCGUUCAUGUACAGCGGCCUCAUGACCCUGGACAUGCUGGUGUUCGGCGUCAUGGCCUGCUUCUACAAAUACAUCGAGCCAGCCUCUGUGCAUCCAUGUACAGAAAAGGCCCCACCGGUUUCGGAAGGCGACACGAAGAUGUAACCUUGUACAGAAUAUGAAUAAAUUUUUUACUUUUGCAA
Rhipicephalus microplus (southern cattle tick) is the source of this 2305-nucleotide messenger RNA. Its product is annotated as solute carrier family 15 member 1. The record is from RefSeq and is a predicted model, not a curated record. Gene Ontology annotation, cellular component: membrane. Gene Ontology annotation, molecular function: transmembrane transporter activity. NCBI's taxonomy places the organism in Eukaryota, Metazoa, Arthropoda, Arachnida, Ixodida, Ixodidae. Gene Ontology annotation, biological process: transmembrane transport; oligopeptide transport.